AUGGCGUCCUCCAACGGUAAGGAAAGCGGCAAAAUGACUGCUUCGAUGGACAGCCUCAAGAUAUCUAGCAAGAAUACCUCAGUAGGCUCCUCCAAGCAUGCCUCCUCCGAAUCGGUGUUGUCCCGCAAGGACAAGGAGUGUCUGCAGAUGCAGGAGUGCAAGAAGAAACUCCUGGCGAUGGAGCCCCAGAUCAUAAUAAGAGACGAAAACGUAGUGCUGAGGUCACCUCCGCAGAAGAAGAUUGUCAUGCCGCCACCGAUAAAUCCGGAGGUGAGUGGG
This is a messenger RNA of Iphiclides podalirius (scarce swallowtail), 279 nucleotides long. The record is from the annotation of a GenBank genome assembly. NCBI's taxonomy places the organism in Eukaryota, Metazoa, Arthropoda, Insecta, Lepidoptera, Papilionidae.